Teleopsis dalmanni is the source of this 1430-nucleotide messenger RNA. RefSeq names its product caspase-like. Gene Ontology annotation, biological process: proteolysis. NCBI's taxonomy places the organism in Eukaryota, Metazoa, Arthropoda, Insecta, Diptera, Diopsidae. Gene Ontology annotation, molecular function: cysteine-type endopeptidase activity. The record is from RefSeq and is a predicted model, not a curated record.
UGGAGGCGAUUGGUUGUGGUUGAGCGCGUGAGAACAGGCAAAGGAAGAUUUAGAAUUUUAAGUGCUUCUAUUGUUUUAUAUUUUGUUGUUUGUGUUUAUCGUAUUUGAGAAAAAAAGAAACAAACAAAAUAAAAGAAAAAUUGAAUUAAUUUUAAAUAACAGCAAACUAAAAAAAAAAAUCGGGUUUUGACCAUUUUCGUCAAUGAUUGUUGUUGUUAUCAUUAAUACGAGGCAAUCACAUUAUUGGUGAUUUAUAAAUAAAUAAAAAUAACAAAAAGUGAAAAAAGUAGGAAAAUAUAAUUCUUAUAUAUAGAUGCAUAUAUAUUUUGUGCUGCAGAAAGAAAUGUGCUUAAUUUGGUGAAAACAAGUGUUUAGUAAUUUGUAUUUAUUAAGUAAGGACAUACAACAACAACAACAACUACUACUUCUGCUGCUGCAACACCAAAAAAAAAACUAUUCCGGCGUGUCUGGUACGCAUACAAACAUUUCGAUUGAAAUAUAAAAUUGAAAGAGCAAAUAAAAAAUCAUGACAGACGAAUGCAUCUCAAGAACAUGCAUAACGCAAAAUGCAAACGGUGGCGAUAGAUUUACUGCUUUUAUGCCGACGGAACGUUAUGCGGUGGAGUACAAUAUGAAUCAUAGGAACCGCGGUCAGGCUCUCAUUUUCAAUCAUGAACAUUUCGACAUACCAAAUCUGAAAUCUCGUGCUGGCACAAAUGUGGAUUGCGACAAUUUGCGUGAAGCUUUGGAAUAUUUGGAUUUUGAUGUAUUAGUUUAUAAGGACUGCAAACUUAAUAAUAUAUUCCACUACAUUGAUAAAGCUGCCUCAAUGGAUCAUACAGAUAAUGAUUGUAUACUGAUUGCUAUCAUGUCACACGGUGAGAUGGGCUAUAUCUAUGCUAAGGACGCACAGUACAAAUUAGACUCUAUUUCCCAUUACUUUACCGCACAGAAUUGUGCUACUUUGGCUGGUAAACCAAAGAUAUUUUUAAUACAAGCUUGCCAAGGUGAUCGUUUGGAUGCUGGUGUUAUGCUUCGCAAGACUGAAACAGAUAGUGCAUCAGGUGGAAUGGACUAUAAAAUUCCUCUACAUGCCGAUUAUCUAUUUGCCUUCUCAACCAUACCAGGUUUCUAUUCGUGGCGUAAUACCACAAACGGUUCAUGGUUCAUGCAAUCCCUGGUAAAGGAAAUCAAGGAGAAUGGUAAAAAGCUGGACAUGUUAACAUUACUGACAUUCGUAAAUCAGCGUGUGGCUGUUGACUUUGAGUCGUGUGUGCCGGACAGUCCCAUAAUGCACCAACAGAAGCAAAUCCCCUGCGUCACAACCAUGUUAACGCGCAUAUUGCGUUUUUCAGACAAAAAAUAGUUAAAGAGUACUUAACUUAAAUUUUAGUAAUUAAAGCAGUUUAGAUAAAAAAAAAACAAAAAAU